Molecule: messenger RNA, 646 nt
Organism: Acanthoscelides obtectus
Lineage: Eukaryota; Metazoa; Arthropoda; Insecta; Coleoptera; Chrysomelidae
Source: the annotation of a GenBank genome assembly
AUGCGUAGCACAUCAGGGUGCAUCCACACAUUAUUAAAGGUCAAAGGGCUUUAAAGCAGUGCAAUCAUUUUGAAAUUUUUAUCAUUUACUUAUUAUGCUUCAUUAAGUACUUAUACAAGUGUUUAUUAAAAUAAAACCAUUUAAACUGGGUGUUCGGAUUUAUAUGUCACUUAGUAUAGAUAGUUAUAUUUCCUAUUUCAGGAAGUAUUCAGCAACAAAAUCAAACAAAUGCAUUACAUAAAUGUCCCAUCAUUUGCGGAAAGUAUCAUCAGUUUAGCUAAAUCGUUUCUCAAGCCAAAACUUCAAGAAAGGAUACACAUUCACAGUUCAACUGAUGGCCUCAAGAAAUAUAUACCACUGGAGAUUUUGCCGCAGGAUUUGGAGGAGAGGAGCUUUCAUGCAAAGAACUCAAUAGUAUGGUUUUGAAGAAACUGGAAGAGUACCAGGACAGAUUUGAUACCAUCGACCAGCUCAAAGUAGAUGAAAAAUUGCGCCCUACCCCGCUUGUGAAUGACGAAGUGCUGGGAUUCCACGGCAACUUCAGAAAAUUGAAUGUUGACUGAGAGUGCGGAUCAAAGUAUUGAAUGUUGUGACAUGAUAUAUUUUUUAUUUCUAUUCGUUUUAAUACAAGAUACUAUUUUUAAUA